Molecule: messenger RNA, 1212 nt
Organism: Melospiza georgiana
Lineage: Eukaryota; Metazoa; Chordata; Aves; Passeriformes; Passerellidae
Gene: AADAC
Product: arylacetamide deacetylase
Exons: 5
Coding region: 1-1212 (403 amino acids)
Cellular component (GO): membrane
Molecular function (GO): carboxylic ester hydrolase activity
Source: RefSeq, a predicted model, not a curated record
AUGGGGGCCCGGCUGCUGUGCCUGUGCCUCCUCACCGCCCUGCUCGCCUACUACAUCUACAGCCCGCUGCCGCCGGAGCUGGCCCAGCCCGGCACCGUGAUGCUCCUCUCGGCUGCCAUCAGGGCCCUGGGGCACCUGUCGGAGCUGGGGGAGCUGCUGGGGCUGAUGCACUACAUGGAGGGGCUGAGGCUGAUCUCCACGGCGGAGCUGGUGGCUCCCACGUCCGACGAGAACGUGACGGUGACGGACACGGAGCUCAGCGGGGUCCCCGUGCGCCUGUUCCUGCCCCGGAGGCCGCCCGGAGGGCUCAGGAGGGCCGUGCUCUUCUUCCACGGCGGCGGCUGGUGCCUGGGAGACGCAGGCAUGCAUGCCUACGAUCUCAUGUCUCGGCGGAUUUCAAACGAGCUGAAUGCUGUCGUGGUGUCAGUCAACUACAGGCUGGCCCCUCCGCACCGUUUCCCGGCCCAGUUUGAGGACGUGUACUCGGUGACCAGGUUCUUCCUGCAGGACAAGGUGCUGUCCCAGUACGGGGUGGACCCUGCGCGGGUCUGCGUGGCCGGGGACAGCGCCGGGGGCAACCUGGCUGCGGCCGUGGCACAGCAGCUGUCGGAGGACCCCGAAGCGAAAACCAAGCUGAAAGCUCAGGUUCUGAUCUACCCCGCGCUGCAGGCGCUGGACCUGGACCUGCCGUCGUACCGGGACAACGCGCACAAGCCGCUGCUGCCGCGGGCGCUGAUGGUGCGCUUCUGGAGCGAGUACCUGAGCGCGGAGCCCGCGCUGCGCGCCGCCAUGGCCGCGGGCCGCCACGUUCCGCCCGAGGCCGCGCCGCUGCUGCCCCGGGUGAACUGGAGCCGCUGGCUGCCCGCCGCCAUGCGCGGCGCCCACACCUACGAGGGCCCGGCGCUGGCGGGCGCGGGGCUGGCGCGGCGCUUCCCGGCGCUGCUGGACCCGCGAGCCAGCCCGCUGCUGGCCCCCGAGGCCCGGCUGCGCCGCCUGCCCCCGGCCUUCGUGCUGACCUGCGAGCACGACGUGCUGCGCGACGACGGCGCCAUGUACGCGGCCCGGCUGCGCGCCGCCGGCGUGCCCGUCACGCACCACCACGCCGGGGACGCCUUCCACGGCGCCGUGACCUUCCUGGCCGGGCCGCUGGAGCUGGCCGUGGGCCGCCGCCUCUUCGACACCUGCAUGGGCUGGCUGAAGGAGAACCUGUGA